GGUGGCAGUUGUCGGAUGUUGUCUGUGAUUUUUCGUUGCAAAUUUUUUUUUUUUUAAUUUAAGUUUGUGUUUUUGCAAUUAAGGUUAAUCAAGUAUUACACAAAAUGUCGAACAAAUUCGAUGCGUUGAAAAGCAGUGAUGACAGUGGUGAAGAGGAAGUCAGUAACAAAGAUCUCCAGAAAGCAGAAAAGGAGUCUUUGGCUCCAAUAGAUGUGCCAGCAUGGGAGCAUAAGUUGCAGUAUGCAUAUUGCUUAUGGUUCAGUCGGCGGUCUCCAGGAAAGCAAGCUUCUCUGCAAAAUUAUGAUCAAAAUCUGAAGCUGAUAGGACGGUUUGCCUCUGUGGAACAGUUCUGGGCCUUGUAUAGUCACCUAGUGAGGCCAUCAGAUCUACAGAGUCAUAGUGAUUUCCACCUGUUCAAAAUUGGAAUCAAACCCAUGUGGGAGGAUGAAGCAAAUCAGAGAGGGGGAAAAUUGAUAUUGCGACUGAGGAAAGGUUUAGCGUCACGUUGUUGGGAGAACCUAGUUCUGGCAAUGCUGGGAGAGCAGUUCAUGGUUGGAGAAGAGAUAUGUGGUGCUGUUGUGUCAAUUCGAUAUCAGGAGGAUAUAAUAUCUGUUUGGAAUAAGACAGCAUCAGAUUCAUCAACAACAGCAAGAAUACGGGAUACAUUCCGAAGAGUUCUUAACUUGCCACCAAAUACAGUGCUAGAGUAUAAGACUCAUAAUGACAGCCUGAAGGCAUGGAAAACAGUUCCUCCACUCAAGAGCUGAAGCAUCACACACGCUGGUCUUGAGAGUUCUUUUAUCAGGACUUUCUAGACCUUCUAAGUUAUCUCAAGCUUUUUACACAAUUCUAUGAUCAGUAAGAUCGGGUUUGUAGUCAUAAUGUGACCUGCGUACAGAAGGCUAUAAUGUAGCUUGCACAUUACUGCAACAAAAUAAAGUAUCAUUAAGUUUAAAUUGAAUAUGAUGCAGAAAGCCACUAAUGUAUAGAAAGAAGUAAUUUGUAUUAAACUGAAAUUUGUAUAUGAUUGGUUAUUAGUUUCUUGUUGUACUGGAGAAUGUAUUAACCCUGCAUAAUUUAUCAUGUCUUGUGUCAUCUCAUUGGUAGUUUGUAUGUGGUGGUAUGUUGAACUAAGUAAAUAUUGGUCAUGUAUAGGCUUAUGUGUGAUCAUAUGAUUCCUAGUGCAUACAUAUUGUCAAGGGGAGAUUUUUUUCAUGUGACUGCUGCUUCAAAGAGACUUACUAGUUGCUGCACUGUUAUGCUAUGCUUCUUCUCCAUAAUGUAAUAUAUCUGUAAUAUAUCUUAUCUGUAUAUGGUUCUUAAUUGUUUCCAUCAACACAACAAACAUGGUUAUAACCAGCCAAUACUCAGAUUGAAUUUUAUUUUCUAACUGCUACAUGUUUCAGUCCUCGUGGGAACAUCAUCAGGCAAUAUUAUGAUCAUACAAUUGAAGUUAUUUGGACUCCCAAAUAUGGAUCCAUAUAUAGUGCAACCCGUUCAUAUUAUAACAUUAAGCCUGUAUUAGAAAUAUAAGAAUCAUAAUAUUAACUUUCUCAAAUAUUAAGAAUAUACCAAAUAAUUGUAUUAAAAUAUUAGCACAUAAUGUUUACUGAAGAUGACUGAGAUGUUGGAAAGGUGUUAUAUUAUGAAUAAAGCCUUGGGAAUAAAAUUGGAGGUUAUACAAUUAAAAAAAUAAAAUAUUAAAAUCUUAGAACAACUAUUAAGAUUGUGGAAUAUGAUGUUAAAAUUUCUCAUAUAGUGUUAAGCAUUCUCCGUGUUGUGUGAAUGAUUUGUGGAAUGCCAAGUUGAACGUGUCCCAGUGGAAGUUAUUACGCCUGAGAUUCUGCUGUAGUAAAUGUAUUUAUGGAUACUAUUACAUGGGCUAUUAAAGGAGUGUUAAUAUUCAUGCAGUGUA
Cryptotermes secundus is the source of this 1915-nucleotide messenger RNA. RefSeq names its product eukaryotic translation initiation factor 4E type 2. Gene Ontology annotation, cellular component: eukaryotic translation initiation factor 4F complex. Gene Ontology annotation, molecular function: translation initiation factor activity; RNA 7-methylguanosine cap binding. The coding region runs from base 105 to 767 and encodes 220 amino acids. Gene Ontology annotation, biological process: translational initiation. NCBI's taxonomy places the organism in Eukaryota, Metazoa, Arthropoda, Insecta, Blattodea, Kalotermitidae. The transcript is spliced from 6 exons. The record is from RefSeq and is a predicted model, not a curated record.